UAUUUAUACCUGGUAGUCCAAGUGCGCAUAUCUUUCCAACUUCAUAACGAGAGCGGGAGAGGAAGGCUGAGCGCUGAAAUCCCUGAGGAGAGCAGAGGCGCCGCGCUGCUGAGUUUCAGGGACACUGAGGACGCGCCGGACUUUUUCUUUUUCCUAAUUUCUCCCGCAAUCCUCAGUGAAAGCAAAGAAGGAUGCGCGCAAAACACCCUCCUCUGCGCGCUCCAAGAAGGCGAUCAGCCCAGAUGAGAACUUAUUUUUAAGCCGGGGGGGCUGCACCAGCUUCUGACCUGUAAUCAGUCUGUGCAAGUUCGGUUGUCCCCUAGACUUCUUUUGCCUUCAUGUGCGCACGUGAGCCUCACAUUGGAACCUGCAUCAGACGCGGAGCGCAGACCAGCAGGAGGGUGAUGGAACAUCAUGCAGCACUUUGAACCCAUGGAGACAUGGCACAUAGGCUCCUCUCUGCGAGCAGAGUCAACGCCAGAAUCGCCUUCAUCUUCACCUUGUCAGUAUCUUGCACGUACUUGUUCUACAACCUCAUUAUUUAUCGCAGCGCAGUCAUGAGGAACCAGGGAUUCGAGGGGAAACAAUGUCCGCCGAGCAAGAGCGCAGGAGGGAAGAAACUUCUUGGGAAACUGGAGAAUUGCGCCUCGCUGGAACCCAGUUCUGCCGCUCAGAGGGGAUCAAGUCAUCUUCAAAGAAACACCCCCGCGGCCGCUGGAGGUCAGUGGACUGAUAUGAAUUCAAGAAACAUGAGCGUUGCGCAGAAAUAUGGAAACAAGAAGCUGCCUACUGCGUUAAUUGUCGGUGUUAAGAAAGGAGGAACCAGAGCGGUGCUGGAGUUCAUCCGGAUACAUCCCGAUGUGCGCGCUCUCGGGACGGAGCCGCACUUUUUUGACAGAAACUAUGACAGAGGAUUGGACUGGUACAGGGGAUUAAUGCCACGGACGCUGGACAGCCAGAUCACUUUGGAGAAGACUCCCAGCUACUUUGUCACCAGAGAGGCCCCAAGACGCAUCUCUAGGAUGUCUCAUGAGACCAAGCUGAUCGUCGUGGUGCGCAACCCUGUCACCCGAGCAAUCUCAGACUACACACAAACACUUUCCAAGAAGCCCGACAUCCCAUCAUUCGAGGAGUUGGCCUUUACAAACAGAAGCUUAGGUCUGGUGGACACCUCCUGGAAUGCCAUCAGGAUUGGGAUGUACAUCCUGCACCUGGAAAACUGGCUGCAGUACUUCCGCCUGUCGCAGAUGCACUUUGUGAGCGGCGAGCGCCUGAUAACAGAUCCAGCAGGUGAAAUGGGUCGUGUUCAGGACUUUUUGGGCCUCAAACGGAUCAUCACAGACAAGCACUUUUACUUCAAUCGAACCAAAGGUUUCCCGUGUCUGAAAAAGCCGGAGAGCAGCAGUCAGCCACGAUGCCUCGGCAAAUCUAAGGGACGGACUCACGUACAGAUCGAACGGGACACCAUAGAGCAGCUGCAGGAGUUUUAUAGGCCGUUUAACAUCAAAUUCUAUGAAACUGUGGGACAAGAUUUUAAGUGGGAUUGAAUGUAAAGAUGUGCUGUUCUCAAAAAGCCUACCUCCACAGAUAUGAUACAAAUAGAUAACAUUAUACCUAAAAUAUAUUUAAAUUUCAGAUUAUCAUAAAGGUAUAGAAGUCACAAUAUAAAGUUUAAUUCAGCGAAUGUGUCAUUAUGUGGGUCAUCUUGGUCUGGUAAUAGUUGCAUUUUUUUGGCUUCCUAUUGUAAAGUGUUAUGGAGAAAAAAUAUUUACAUUUAUGGAUAAGUAAAAUGCCCCUCUUUGUUUUCAUGCUGCCAAAAGACCAUUUGGUUCCUUGCCGACACCUUAUAGCAUUAUUUUCUCACAAAGAAUAUACAAUAAAGACACAGAGUGAAUGUUAUAACUUAAUUGCCUAUUUCUGCUGGGGGGUUUUUAAAGUUUUUUUUUGUUUUUUUUUUAAUAAAAUUACUUGGUUUUUAGUGAAAAUAACUUUCCUUCCAAAUGUCAAACUAAUCAAAAAUCAAUCUGAUUACUCUGCAGUUAAAUCAAGGGGCUCCGGAAAAGUCACAUGUACUAGAAUGAAGGUGAGAGUUUAUUUAAGAAAAGUAAUUUAAAGCUGAUAUAAAAGGUUUUCUCUUGUUUUCUUUCAAUUGCACUUCUUGUUGAAAUUUCUGUAAUGACCACCAAAAUAAAAGGCCAAUAUUUAAAUCAAA
Oryzias latipes (Japanese medaka) is the source of this 2212-nucleotide messenger RNA. RefSeq names its product heparan sulfate (glucosamine) 3-O-sulfotransferase 2 (gene hs3st2). Gene Ontology annotation, molecular function: [heparan sulfate]-glucosamine 3-sulfotransferase activity. The record is from RefSeq and is a predicted model, not a curated record. Lineage: Eukaryota; Metazoa; Chordata; Actinopteri; Beloniformes; Adrianichthyidae.